This is a messenger RNA of Helianthus annuus (common sunflower), 1242 nucleotides long. RefSeq names its product glutamic acid-rich protein-like. Bases 1 to 1242 code for a protein of 413 amino acids. The transcript has 3 exons. The record is from RefSeq and is a predicted model, not a curated record. NCBI's taxonomy places the organism in Eukaryota, Viridiplantae, Streptophyta, Magnoliopsida, Asterales, Asteraceae.
AUGAAAGAAGCAGGUUAUGCUGAUGAGUUAGAAAUUCUUGAAAAAUUCAAAGAUACAAGGAAUGAAUGGUUUGUGAAAGAGGAGAAAAAGAAGAAAAGUAGAAAAUCAACUCCACAAGUUCAAGCUGAGGAGGGGUCUUCAUCACAACCAAAGAAACGUCAAAAGAAGAAUGUGGAAACUAUGUUGGUCGAUGAACCAGAUGAAGAAGAACCAGUGACGAAUGUUGAAGAAAAUCAGGAAUCUGAUAUUGAUGAUGUGUUGAAAAACAUUGAUUAUGAAUUGGAAGCAGAUAAGGUAGUUGAUGAAGGAGUUGGUGCUGAUGAAGAUAAGAGUUCUUCUAGUUCUGAAUCUGAAAUUGAUGAAACAGAGCAUUCUCAAACACCUCCAUCUGGUGGUAGAAAGAAAGCAAGUGCUAGGAAGAGUGUAGUUUCUCCAAGAGCUGCAAGGAAGAAAUUGAUUUUGAGGUUGCCUAAACGGAAUAUUGGGCUUGAUGAGAUUGGAGAUUUCGGAUUUGCAAAUGAUGAGCAAGUAAAGAAAUUGGAAAAGAAGAUGGAUGAUGUAUUGGUUGAGAAUAAAAGAUUGGUUGAUCGUGAAAAGAUACUUGAGAUGCGUGUCAAGAAGGUUGAAUCUGAAAACAAGUCGUUGCCAAAGAAAAUUGAAGCAGAUCAGACAGAGAUUGAUAUUCUAAAAGUUAAAGUUGCAGAGUUAGAGGAAGAAAAAGCACGACGUGAUGAGCAGAAUAAGUAUUUUGAGUUGAAAAACAAAGAAUUAGAAGCUGCGAAAGCCAUGAAAGAACAUGAAAUUUACAUGAUGAAUAAAGUGCUGGAAAAUAUGCUUGGUAAGUCGUUGGAGCAAAGGUUUGUAGAGAUUGAAGUCGAGGAAGUUAGAGCAAAACGUCAAGCUGAAAUUGAUGCUGUAAUGAAGUUUAAAGGCAAAGGUGUUGAAGGUUCUGAGAUUACAGAAAGAUCAAUUGUUCCAUCCACUGUACCUGAAUCUCCUAUUCAGAAUCCUCGUCCUAUAUCGGCUGUGUCAACUAUCUUUGAGGAAUAUGUGUUACUAGAAGAUGUUAUUAAUGAUGAAGGAGAUGAUGAAGAGGAUGAUGACGAAGAAGAUGAUGAGGAAGAUAAAGUUGAUGAUGCAGAUGAUGUAUUCUCUGCAAGCAGUCAUAGUGACGAUGGUAAUGAUGAUGAUGAUAGUCAGGGUGGUAAUGGUGUCAAAGCUACUAAAGCGUCAAAUGAAUAG